AUGCUGUAGGGCUCUCCAGGCCAGACCCCGCUGGCGCCGUUCCCCAGCCCGCCACCGCCCCCGGCCCAGCCGCCGCUGCCGUUCCAGAUCCGAAAGAACGCCAUCACCGAUGACUACAAGGUCACCAGCCAGGUGCUGGGCCUGGGCAUCAAUGGGAAGGUGCUGCGGAUCUUCGACAAGAGAACCCAGCAGAAAUUCGCCCUGAAGAUGCUCCAGGACUGCCCGAAGGCACGCAGAGAGGUGGAGCUGCACUGGAGGGCCUCCCAGUGCCCCCACAUUGUGCACAUCGUGGAUGUCUAUGAGAACCUGUAUGCCGGCAGGAAGUGCCUGCUGAUCGUCAUGGAGUGUCUCGAUGGUGGAGAGCUCUUUAGUCGAAUCCAGGACCGAGGAGACCAGGCAUUCACAGAAGAAGCAUCAGAGAUCAUGAAGAGCAUCGGCGAAGCCAUCCAGUAUUUGCACUCGAUCAACAUUGCUCAUCGGGAUGUUAAGCCUGAGAACCUCUUAUAUACUUCCAAAAGGCCCAAUGCCAUUCUGAAACUCACUGAUUUUGGCUUUGCCAAGGAAACCACCAGUCACAACUCUCUGACCACUCCGUGUUACACACCAUACUAUGUAGCUCCGGAAGUUCUGGGCCCAGAGAAGUAUGACAAGUCCUGUGACAUGUGGUCCUUGGGUGUCAUCAUGUAUAUUCUGCUGUGUGGGUAUCCUCCCUUCUAUUCCAAUCAUGGCCUUGCCAUCUCUCCGGGUAUGAAGACUCGUAUCCGAAUGGGCCAGUACGAAUUUCCUAACCCCGAAUGGUCAGAAGUGUCAGAAGAAGUGAAGAUGCUUAUCCGGAAUCUGCUGAAAACAGAGCCCACCCAGAGAAUGACCAUCACAGAAUUCAUGAACCACCCCUGGAUCAUGCAAUCUACGAAGGUCCCUCAGACUCCACUGCACACCAGCCGUGUCCUAAAGGAGGACAAGGAACGGUGGGAGGAUGUCAAGGAGGAGAUGACCAGUGCCUUGGCUACGAUGCGUGUUGACUAUGAGCAGAUCAAGAUAAAGAAGAUAGAAGACGCAUCCAACCCUCUGCUUCUGAAGAGGUGGAAGAAAGCUCGCGUCGUGGAGGCUGCAGCCCUUGCCCACUGA
This is a messenger RNA of Arvicola amphibius (Eurasian water vole), 1128 nucleotides long. Its product is annotated as MAP kinase-activated protein kinase 2-like. Gene Ontology annotation, molecular function: calcium/calmodulin-dependent protein kinase activity; calmodulin binding; calcium-dependent protein serine/threonine kinase activity. Lineage: Eukaryota; Metazoa; Chordata; Mammalia; Rodentia; Cricetidae. Gene Ontology annotation, biological process: inflammatory response; peptidyl-serine phosphorylation; cellular response to vascular endothelial growth factor stimulus. The record is from RefSeq and is a predicted model, not a curated record. Gene Ontology annotation, cellular component: nucleus; cytoplasm.